Cornus florida is the source of this 1594-nucleotide messenger RNA. Its product is annotated as protein OVEREXPRESSOR OF CATIONIC PEROXIDASE 3-like. Bases 129 to 1502 code for a protein of 457 amino acids. The transcript is spliced from 5 exons. NCBI's taxonomy places the organism in Eukaryota, Viridiplantae, Streptophyta, Magnoliopsida, Cornales, Cornaceae. Gene Ontology annotation, cellular component: nucleus. Gene Ontology annotation, biological process: regulation of transcription by RNA polymerase II. Gene Ontology annotation, molecular function: DNA binding; DNA-binding transcription factor activity, RNA polymerase II-specific. The record is from RefSeq and is a predicted model, not a curated record.
CCUUAAAACCCUUCCCAAUGGAUUUUCAUUUCCUCAUCCUCACGAAGCUCCACUUCUUCUUCUGUUGGCAUCAAUAAAAAAAAUAUAUAUAUAUAGGCACACAGAGAGAGCUCAGCACAAGAACAACGAUGGCUUCUACCUCUUCCUUCCAUUCAUCCACCAUGACUCUACGAUAUCUAUCAGCUCCACACAACAAUCGCCUCUUGGUGGGUCCUCACGGUCUCAAUCCCAAUCUCGUCCUGCCACGCCACUCCUUCUCUCGCUCCGUCCUCACUUUUUCUCGCCGCCGUCGAAACAACACCAACUCUGCAAUCACUUCUUCAUCCUCCAAGAAAAAGAAGAAAAAUUCGUCUCAUAAUGAUAUCAAAGAGGAUGAUGAUUCAGAUGAAGAUGCAUUCGAGGCACUUUUUAAUCAGCUGGAAGAAGAUCUUAAAAAUGAUGACCCAUCUCUAGAUGAUGGUGAUGAUGAGAUAAGUGAGGAAGAUCUUGCAAGGCUAGAACGUGAGUUAGAAGAGGCACUAGGAGAUGAUGAACUAUUGGGAGUACUUGAUUCAACUGAGGAUAAAGUCAAUGAUGGAGCUGAAGAUUACAAUGAUGAAGAAGAAGAGGGGAAAAAAACGUUGAAACUUAAAAGACAGGCAUACACUUUGAAGAAGGACCACCAUAAAACUAGUAAAAAAACGUCUCAUAAUGAUAUCAAAGAGGAUGAUGAUAUAGAUGAAGAUGCAUUCGAGGCACUCUUUAAUCAGCUGGAAGAUGAUCUUAAAAAUGAUGACCCAUCUCUAGAUGAUGGUGAUGGUGAGAUAAGUGAGGAAGAUCUUGCAAGGCUAGAACGAGAGUUUGAAGAUGCACUAGGGGAUGAUGAACGAUUGGUAGUACUUGAUUCAACUGAGGAUGAUAAAAUCAAGGAUGGAGCUGAAGAUUAUGAUGAUGAAGAAGAAGAGGAAGAAAAACCAUUGAAACUUAAAAGGUGGCAACUUAAAAGACUGGCAUAUGCUUUGAAGAAUGGCCGCCGUAAAACUAGUAUAAAAAAUCUUGCUGCCGAUCUGUGUCUUGAUAGAGCUGAUGUUCUCAAAUUACUUCGUGAUCCCCCUCCAGAUCUUCUAAUGAUGAGUGCUGUUUUACCCGAUAAACCUGUUUCAACAAUCUCAGAGCCUGAAAGCAAACCCUUGGAAACUGCUUCUUUGGAAACAGAAACAGAGACAGAAACAGAAAUAGAAACAGAAGCAGAGAAACCUGAUGCGAAGGUUGAACCAAUUCACGUCAUGCAAAGCAGAUGGUCUGCUCAGAAGAGAUUGAAGAAAGUGCAGGUUGAAACCCUCGAGAGAGUCUAUAAAAGAACAAAGCGCCCAACUAAUGCGAUGAUUAGCAGCAUUGUACACGUGACUAAUCUGCCUCGUAAAAGAGUUGUGAAAUGGUUCGAAGACAAACGUGGAGAAGAAGGGGUUCCUGAUCGACGCGUUCCAUACCAAAGGUCUACCACUGAAACUGUCUUUACCUGAAAUUUUGAUCUUCUGUUAAGACGACACUGUUGUAGUGUAUAUUCCAGAACUGAUGCAGAGUAAAUUUAUAUAGAUGUUGAUGCUUUUCAUUU